Erigeron canadensis is the source of this 963-nucleotide messenger RNA. RefSeq lists its product as uncharacterized. NCBI's taxonomy places the organism in Eukaryota, Viridiplantae, Streptophyta, Magnoliopsida, Asterales, Asteraceae. Bases 1 to 963 code for a protein of 320 amino acids. The record is from RefSeq and is a predicted model, not a curated record. The transcript has a single exon.
AUGGAUAAAGAUCAAUCAGAGAUGCAAAAUAUAGGUUUCUUCGGCGUUUUUAAAGAAACUUUCAAGGCCAUCUUCUCAUGGAAGAAAAUCUUCGCUCAAAUCACCGUAACUUUCAUCCUACCACUUUCCUUCGUCUUCUUUGCUCACAUCAUCUUUGGUGACAUACUCAAAUGGGGUAUGGCGGAGGAAGAAUUUAUUGAAGAUCCCUACUAUCAUCAUAAGGAUGAAUGGUCUCGAUGGGUCGGAUAUUGGGUUUUUAAAAUUUUAUAUAUGACCUUCUUUUUUCUAUUUUAUCUUCUUUCCACCGCUGCCAUCGUAUACACUAUAGCCAAUGUGUACACAGGCAGCGAUGUGACAUUCAAGAAAGUCGUGAAAAUCGUGCCUAAAGUUUGGAAGAGACUUGCUUUUACUUUUGUGUGGAGUUACGUAUGUUUCUUUAUCUACAAUGCAGUGUGUGGGAUAGCGCUUUUCUUCUGGGCAAGUAUUAUGUCAGAGACGACGUUUGACAUAAUUGUAUUUUGGGUCAUGUUUCUUCUCUAUGGCAUUGGAUUUGUCUAUAUAACAGCGGUUUGGCAAUUGGCUAGCGUUGUUUCGGUUUUAGAAAGCUCAUAUGGAUGGGGAGCAAUGAAGAAAGGAAAUGCCCUCAUUAGAGGGAAAAGGUGGUUAUCAUGGUUCGUAUUCUUUGCGUUAUACUUCAUUUUCGUGGUCAUAUUGAUCGUGUUCUACAUAUGUCUUUGGAACUAUACAAAUUACAGCUUGAUCAUUGCAAUCGUGUGUCUCUUCCUACUCACGAUCUUGUUCCUAGUCGCGUAUGUGGCUCAGACUAUGCUUUAUCUUGUGUGCAAAUCUCAUCAUGGUGAAUCGAUUGAUAAAGUGGGUUUGUCAACUCAACUUGAAGGUUAUCUCGAUCAAACCGAGCCCGUUUCCUACGAAAACAGGGAUAUUGAACUAGGACGCACUUAA